Brassica napus (rape) is the source of this 1222-nucleotide messenger RNA. RefSeq lists its product as uncharacterized. NCBI's taxonomy places the organism in Eukaryota, Viridiplantae, Streptophyta, Magnoliopsida, Brassicales, Brassicaceae. The record is from RefSeq and is a predicted model, not a curated record. The transcript has a single exon. Bases 527 to 925 code for a protein of 132 amino acids.
AUUUAGAAAUUUUGUGAGAACUCUUUGUUGAAAUUGCUGUUAGAAAUGAUUUAGAUUGAGUCUGAGUCAAAAAUAAAAGAAGGUCUAAAAGCUUUGACUAGUAUUGUGUCUGAAAUUUGGAAUUAGUGCUUGGUCUUUCUAGAAUACUUGAUAAAAGCAUAUGCUAAUAUACGCUUCAAUUUCAAAUUUGGCAAUUGCUUUUAUUAUUUUAUUACAUAUAUUAAUUAGUACAAGUUUUUGUUAAAACACGCACGUUGUUAAUUUAAUAUACACUUGUUUUACACCGCCCUUCUAGACGCCUACUACUCGCACGUGAUUAAUUUACAUACAAACUAACGUCUUCUAUAGCAACUAUGCAUCAUGACUAGGAAAGCGAUCGUAAAAUAAAUUUUAAAGAGACAUUGUCGUCCGUCAACUAUAAUGGCCACAUUGGGCUUGCAUAUAUGUAUGUAUAUAUACUUGUACAAUACGUAACUGCUUGUGUUUCUUGUCAUAAUUCUCUGAUAAAAAAAAUAAAGAGAAAUAUAUGAACACAACCAAGUUUGAUGUGUCACCUUAUUUGCUCCUCGAAGCAUCUGCAGAUUCCGAUGGCGGAGGCACCGUUCAGAUCGUGGGUGCCCUGGACGGUGGCGAAUCCAUUGUUAACGAUUAUUACACGGAUGGCGAUGAUAAGUCUUGUAGUGCCAGUUUAUACGAGACGUCUUGUGUGACGGCGACGAGUCAAAGACAUAGUUUUGAUCUAGAGGAGGAUACGGUGAAGGAAGAAAGAAUAUUCACCACCACAGAGGAAGAAGACGAGGACGGAGAAGGGGAAGUGAACAGCUAUAGAAGAUGCGGGAAAAGCCAGUUUGUUGAUUCUAGUGAGGUGGUGAUCAGUGAGAUGGACAAAAGUCGAAUGUUCUGGGAAGCUUGUCUCGCUUCUUGAUCAGUCUAUCUAUCUUGUCUCGCCAAAAAUGAGAGAGGAAAUAUCUAACACGUCGUCUAGCUUAGGCGAAAUACAUGUCUAGCAUCUUUUUUUUUCCCUUCUUUUGUGGUUUUUGCUUGUAAUUGUGCCUGUGAAUGCCCUUAUAUCCACCCAUCAGUUAUGUACAUAGAAGAGUCAAUUCAUUCUGAUGAUGUUCUCUUACAAACCAUAUCUAGCAUCUACCUAAACGGUAAGAAAAAGGGAUGGUAAGUUGUAAUAGUAAUACAAAAGACUCCAUGAAUUAGUUUGGACUAAAAA